AUGGCUCUCGACGGCGCAUACGACAGCCGGAAGCGCAAGAGAACCUCACAUGCAUGUGACUCUUGUCGCCAUCGCAAAGUUCGAUGUGAUGGUCGCCAACCGUGUACAACCUGUUCGUCCACUGGCGAGGAAUGCGCAUACGGCGCCGAGGCCAUUCCAAAGAGCAAAUCUGAUUUGAUUCUGGACGUCGCCUUACGUUCCGAAAACAUACUCCAUGAAAUGUCUGCGAACCCCGUAGACCCCCGAGUAGCGUUGUCUCCGCUGGAAUUCGUCUCUCCGACUACGAUUGAAUCAACCCAUCGACCGGGGAGCCCGCCGGAUCAAAUAUCCAACGCGAUUCUGUCCCAGUUCCACUCCUCCACUACCGAGUCCAUCCUCGCGUGGCCGCACUUCAAGGAUUACCAUGCCUUGCGUCAGAACUAUCGUGGGUCUGUUUUUCAUCUAGAGAGUCUGCGGCCGCCGUUCAAGUAUCGUGCGUCGAGCGUGCUGCCAUAUGUGAGCAAAUCAGAAGUCGACUCUAUUCUGCGGAGCUUUGAACGUAAUGUCAAUUUCUGGUAUCCAACAUUAUCGCGGGAUGUCAGCACAGAAGUAGAGGUGCAAGUUUUAUCGAAUAAUCUAGACGACGGGAUCAGCUCAUGCGUUUCCUUGCUGGUAAUGGCGCUUGGGUGCGCCAGUGAACUGAUCCAAUCCGUCGCUACGGACUCUCCUGAGAACCCAGCGGAGCUGGAACAGCGCCAUCGAUGGCAGCUAAUGGGUAGAUUGCACUUUGAUCUCGCCUUUAAGAAGGUUCAUUUGGCGCAAGCAGAAUGCACCACGGAGGCAGUGCAGUGUCUCUUCUUCACAGCUGUGUUCUUCGCUUUCCUCCAGCGCCCCAUACAGGCUUGGUCCUUUAUUAGUGCUGCCGCCAUAAAGUGCCGACUGCUGCUCUCUUAUACUGCCUCUGAAUCAGCCCCAGAACAGCUAGAAUGUCUUCGACGUAUCUUCUGGUCCUGUUAUAUCCUUGAAAGUGAUUACCUUGCGGAACUCUCUGCUCUACCCCAAACUGGUAUUGCUGGUAUCGAAUCUUCGAUCCCCCUACCUGGGGAAUACCACACUCAUACCUCUGCAAUAGAGGAAGAACAGUCUUCAUUAUAUUUCUUGGCCUGCAUCUCCAUGCGUCGCCUGCUAAACCGAGUUCACGACCUGCUUUACGCUCGAAAUGGCGGCGUCGGUUCUGACAUCCACCAGUUCCCUACGGUUGUAGCAGAAUUAGACCACCAGCUCGAAAGAUGGAAGGACCUGCUUCCUCCCCCAUUUCAAUUCGCAUUGAGUCGCGAACCUGCGCCGUCUCCAGAGGGAGGUUUCCUACGCCAGCGAUACUUGGCCUGCAAAAGUGUCAUCUACCGGCCGUACUUGACAUGGGCUCUAUCGUCGACGACCACCAACGCGGAACCAGUAACGCCAAUGGUUUAUGAAGGGUGUAAGACGUGCAUGGAGGCGUGCUGUCUGCAUGCACAGAACCUGCAAAGUUUUCCCCAGACGGUCAUGGUAGAUACGUGGAUUUGUUCACUGUCAAUGGCUUCCGUGAUGCUCAUAGCCUUAGCGACCUCGCGAGAAAGUGCAUUGCGAAGGUGUCUCCUGCCAGAUGCUGUAGAUAUCGGACCGAAUCUAAGCAAGAACUUGACGCGGUGGAUGCAGAUUCCAGGGCAGGGAGUAUCGCCCAGUGUGCUGCAGAGCGUCAGACUCAUUGACGAUGCCAGUGUAUCUCUUCGAGCGAUGUUGGAUAGGUGGCUUGCCAUACCAUCAGACCUCGUAUACUAA
This is a messenger RNA of Aspergillus ochraceoroseus IBT 24754, 1800 nucleotides long. Its product is annotated as Zn(II)2Cys6 transcription factor. Gene Ontology annotation, biological process: regulation of DNA-templated transcription; DNA-templated transcription. The transcript is spliced from 8 exons. The record is from RefSeq and is a predicted model, not a curated record. Lineage: Eukaryota; Fungi; Ascomycota; Eurotiomycetes; Eurotiales; Aspergillaceae. Bases 1 to 1800 code for a protein of 599 amino acids. Gene Ontology annotation, molecular function: zinc ion binding; DNA binding; DNA-binding transcription factor activity, RNA polymerase II-specific.